AUGGCUGUCACAAAUGGCUCUAUGGUAACUGAAUUCAUUCUCUUAGGAUUAAUAGACCAGCCUGAGCUCCAAAUGCCCAUGUUCCUGCUCUUUCUAGUAAUGUACAUGAUAACUUCACUGGGGAAUUUGACUUUAAUUAUUCUCAUUGUGCUAAAUUCUCACCUUCACACUCCUAUGUAUUUUUUUCUUUUUAAUUUAUCCUUUGUAGACUUUUGUUACUCUUCUGUAAUUACACCAAAAAUGCUGAUGAACUUUGUACUAAAGAAGAACGUUAUCUCCUAUGUGGGAUGUAUGACCCAAUUCUACUUAUUUUGUUUCUGUGUCAUUUCUGAGUGUUAUGUCCUAACAUCAAUGGCCUAUGAUCGCUAUGUGGCUAUCUGCAAUCCACUCUUGUAUAACAUUGCCAUGUCUCCCAAGGUGUGCUCCUACCUUAUUCUUGGCUCAUAUUUCAUGGGCCUUUCUGGUGCAAUGAUCCACACUGGAUGUGUGCUGAGACUUAGGUUCUGUGAUGGAAACACCAUCAACCACUAUUUCUGUGAUGUCCUCCCUUUGCUGAAGCUUUCUUGCACUAACACCUAUGUCAAUAAGAUCGAGAUUUUCAUUGUAGCAGGAAAAGACAUCAUUAUACCCACUGUCAUCAUCUUUAUCUCUUAUGGCUUUAUCCUUUCCAGCAUAUUUCAAAUGCGGUCCACUGAGGGUAGGUCCAAAGCCUUCAGCACCUGCAGUUCCCACAUAAUUGCAGUCUCCCUGUUCUUUGGAUCUGGUGCAUUUAUGUAUCUCAAACCCAACUCAUCUGGACCACUGAAUAAUGGGAAAACAUCUUCAAUUAUUUAUACCACUGUGAUUCCUAUGAUGAAUCAUUAA
Messenger RNA from Meriones unguiculatus (Mongolian gerbil), 864 nucleotides. RefSeq names its product olfactory receptor 8B8-like. The coding region runs from base 1 to 864 and encodes 287 amino acids. Gene Ontology annotation, molecular function: odorant binding; olfactory receptor activity; G protein-coupled receptor activity. Gene Ontology annotation, biological process: sensory perception of smell; G protein-coupled receptor signaling pathway. Lineage: Eukaryota; Metazoa; Chordata; Mammalia; Rodentia; Muridae. Gene Ontology annotation, cellular component: membrane. The transcript has a single exon. The record is from RefSeq and is a predicted model, not a curated record.